Penicillium verhagenii is the source of this 315-nucleotide messenger RNA. Its product is annotated as Acyl transferase/acyl hydrolase/lysophospholipase. NCBI's taxonomy places the organism in Eukaryota, Fungi, Ascomycota, Eurotiomycetes, Eurotiales, Aspergillaceae. The transcript is spliced from 2 exons. The record is from RefSeq and is a predicted model, not a curated record. The coding region runs from base 1 to 315 and encodes 104 amino acids.
AUGCAUUACAUGGGCCUUAAUAUCAGACGUAUCUUCAGCUCCAAGGACGUGUCCUUCAAGCUAGACCUCCUGUGUGCCACCGCCGGAAGAGGUGUCGAUGUGGUACUAAACUCCUUGUCUGGUGAGCUACUGCAUGCCUCAUGGGAAUGUGUAGCAGAGUUUGGAAGAAUGAUUGAGCUUGAAAAGCGAGAUUUCUUGAAUCACGGAAAGCUUGAAAUGAGUGCUUUUCAAGUCAAUCGAGCCUUUUUCAGGAUUGACAUUGGAUCCGCCAUGGAAGCGAACCCUGAAUUUUUGAACCGGUUAGUUGAACCAUAA